UAUCUGUACGACUGCACCUAAUAUUAUAUUAUAGUGUACCUACUAUACAUUUAAAAAAAUUCAAAUAGGCUACACUAUAGUUAUCACUACAAUAUACAUUUCUAACGGAUAAUUUAGUACCUACUUAACCCAGAUAAAUUACAUUUCGCUGCGAAUAAACACCUAACCAAAUAGUUCAUAGAUUUAUUUACAUGCAUGGUUUUAAAAUCAUGAAACGUUAUAAACCUGUAGUGUGUGUUUGUUAGAUAUAUAAUUACUAGUUGAUGUAUUGUGUACGUGAUCACAGUAGUUUUCACUGAUGGAUAUAAUGUAUAGUUUACAGAAAAUUAUUAUUGUUUUAUAUUUAAUUCACUUUAACUUGUGCCACGGCAACAAUUGGCAUUACUCGUUGUCUUCGGUCUACGAACUGUUCAACUUGGAAGUCGAACAUAUAAUUGCAACGGAAAAGUACAUACAAAAUGAGUAUAAUAGAUUAGAAAACAUUAGAAGGUUUAUAGAGCAACGAAAGAAACAAAACGAAAAAGAGCUCGCAGAGUCGUACACGGAGAGCUCCAUAAAUGCGUUCAAAACCAUUCUACGAAUUAAAAGUGAUUGGGAAACAUUAAAAAACAAAACUGCACAAACAACUGUGAUCGGGGAAUUCAAAGAUAAAUCAGUGACCUAUGAUAACAUUGUCAGUGGAUUAAAAGCUAUAAGGAGGUUACAGAUUAUCUACGAACUUGAUGCUCACGAAAUAUCGAAUGGAAACAUUGGUGGCCACCCAACUAAACCGUUUGAUGUUAACGAUUGCUAUGAUAUGGCAUCUUUGUGUUACGAUAAUGCCGAAUAUCAUUGUGCAUACUGGUGGUUUGUCGAAGUCUACGAUAAAAACAAUAAAGAGGGUAAUGAAUUAAAAGUUGAUUACAGCACAUUCAUAACAAAAUUUGCCUGGUCGAGUUACUUAGUUGGUAACAUUGACCGUGCGUUGGAUAUAUUAAACAAGUAUAUCGAAGAAACUAACGAAACUAACGAUAAUAUCCUGAAUAUGCAGUUCACAAUAUGGGUCGGAAAGACCGUUUUUAAGCGCAACACGGCCUACGAUCAAGAUAAAAAGUUCUACUCGUAUUCACUUCAAAAACUAGAUUCAGAGGAAGAAGUCAGUGAUUUCAAAACUGCGUGUCUGAAUACAAUGGAUUUCAAAUACUUUGAAUUGAAAUGUCGUUAUUAUCAUGGAGGUCGUAAAUAUUUGAUGAUUGGUCCAUUACGUGAAGAAAUUGUAUCUGUAAUACCAAGCAUGAUGCUGUAUCAUAACGUUCUGUUCGACGACGAAAUAAAGAAAAUAAAAGAAUUGGCUAAACCUAAGCUGGAAAGAUUGUCGAUCGAUACAAACGAAGAUAUAUCCCUUAGAAAAGUGGCAUCGUUUAGGGAACACAAUGAUCCAGUAUUUGAGACAAUUCACCAUAGACUUGCUCAGAUUUCUUCAAAGCCCACGACAAAAAUUGUGGACAAAUACGUUGUUACUAAUUACGGUAUCGGCGGACAUUACUUACCGCACUCUGAAUACAUAGACGAUGACCAUUUGAUCAACAGCAAAGGAAGAGACGCCAUAGUCAUUAUACAUAUGGACGACGUGCCAGAAGGAGGUGCCACGGUGUUGCCCGAUAUAGAAGUACGUGUGCCAAGCACUAAAGGCUCAGCACUAGUCAUACACAAUACGAUGGACACUUUCUCACCGGUAGAAGAAUUAUUACAAUUUGCACAGUACGGCUCUUGUCCAAUAGUUUACGGUGACAAAUGGACGUUGACAGUAUGGAUAAAUGAUUGAAGAACGCAUACUAAACGUGUCGCAGACCGCAGUAAUGUAUUAGUAGACUAUAAUUACAAUAAAUUAUGUUCUUCGUGAAAUUCUACAUCGACGGAGUAACAAGAAAAUUAGAAAUAACGUACCUAUAGUAGAUACUUAUAUAAUAUAAAUAUAAUAUGUUAAAGGUAUUUUUAUUAUUAUUUUGUAUUUUAAUAUAGAUGACAUAUUUAUAACGAAUUAGAUGGUAAUUACUAAUUAAAUGUCAAAAACUCAAAAUUAUUUGUUGAUAAACUGUUUAUAAGUGUGAAGUACGUGGUGUCUGUAUAAUAUCUACAUUUUUGUUGUACCUAUAAUAUGUGUAUAACUGUAUGUUUAUUGUUUAGAUGUUUAUAGCUGGUUUCCAAAAAAAUGUAACAAUCUAUUAGUUCAAAUAAAGUUAUCAAUAUACAAAAUAAACCAAAACCAUAAGUGA
This is a messenger RNA of Myzus persicae (green peach aphid), 2255 nucleotides long. RefSeq names its product prolyl 4-hydroxylase subunit alpha-2-like. The record is from RefSeq and is a predicted model, not a curated record. Bases 299 to 1804 code for a protein of 501 amino acids. Gene Ontology annotation, cellular component: endoplasmic reticulum. Lineage: Eukaryota; Metazoa; Arthropoda; Insecta; Hemiptera; Aphididae. Gene Ontology annotation, molecular function: protein binding; L-ascorbic acid binding; procollagen-proline 4-dioxygenase activity. The transcript has 9 exons. Gene Ontology annotation, biological process: peptidyl-proline hydroxylation to 4-hydroxy-L-proline.